Molecule: messenger RNA, 2400 nt
Organism: Schistosoma margrebowiei
Lineage: Eukaryota; Metazoa; Platyhelminthes; Trematoda; Strigeidida; Schistosomatidae
Source: the annotation of a GenBank genome assembly
ACACAGAGCGGAAAGAGACUUGGCGAUCGAAAUUUGUUAAAAAACGUAUUGCGGAGUGCUCUUUGUAAAUUCUGCUCAGUUUAAGUGCCAUGAAUCCCUCUCCUGCUUUUUCUGCAGCCAACGGCACUGGGUCUAACUUGCAGGCUGGAAAUACAGCCUCAGCUACCUGGAUUAAUAAACUGAAAAUCGUGGGGCGAGGACAAAACUGGGCAGUUGCACCAUGCGAACCGUUUUACCUAAUGGGUACGGAACCUCCUGCCCCAGAUGCCGCUCUUACAGGUGCUAAGAACUUAAUCGAACAUUAUGGUUUGGAGAACGCUUAUCAAAAGUUUUGUGGUAAACGCCUUAGAGAAGAGUUAAAUGCUUUCUUACCUCAUUUAUCUGGAAAUAUUGACGUCCCAGCCUCAGUUGAUGAAAGUGGGUUGAUGAGUUUAAUUGAAAGACCUCCAAUUCGAGGUAAGGAGUUAAGGCCUUUUGCACCCAGUCAGUUGGACCAUGCCUUUCGGUUACAUCCUGGACCUUUACCUCAAGAGUAUGCCUCCCUUUUUGCAGCAGCUCCAUCCAAGCAUAUUCAUCGUAGUGUACAAGAUCAGCAGCAACUUUCAGGAAGUAAUGCUACAGGUACUCGUGUACCGGCCACAGCUGUGCCUGGUCUAUCUAGUUCAGGAUCUUUUCAUCGUAGACGCCGUCGACACGAAGUUCAUCGAGGAGCACUUGCAUCUGGAAGUGAUAGUAGUUCGUCUAUAGGGGUGCCAGGCGUUGGAGGCGGAAAUGUUAGUGCCAGUCCAGCAUCAUUUUUCACUGGACCACCGACAGCCUAUCCUCAGUUAGGAACGGUACAUACAACGACAUCGUUACCCUCAAAACCUAUGCUUUCACAGUCUCAUACACUUUCUUCAUCCUUAAGUAUAACAACUUCUGCACCGUCUACUAAUAUAACCAUGCCAAAUCAAUCAUCUAAUGCUUCAGAUAACAAUCCUGUUACUCAGAUGGUAAACCAUAGUAAGUUAGUAGAUCAUCCACCUGGUCUUAUUCCUGUAUCAGCUCCUCAUUCGCAUCUAUUAGGAUCUUCUAUUUCAACAUCGUCGACAUCUUCAGAGCCUCCACCUCCUCCAUUAUUAGCUCCCAUACAUCAUCAUCCAAAUCAAAAAUUGCCACAUUCAAUUCAAAAUACAUCAUCCACUUUAAAUCCUUUAUACAAUAGUAAUACAAGUGAUGCUAGUUUAACACCAAGUAAAUCUGUUCCUCCUGCUCCACCGGUACUUCAUUCUAUUCAUCCACCAAGUAUAAAUCCUAUCAAUUCAUCUGUUCCUUCACAACCCCCUUCUUCUCAUCAGUUUUAUCACCAUCAUCGUCAUCAGCAACAACAACAACAGUUGUCAUCACAUCUACACCAUCAUCAACAUCCACUAUCAUCAAUGCAUCAUCAUCAUCCUAUUACGUCGUCUCACUCUUAUCCAUCUUCAUUAAGUCAAAAUUCUUCUCGAUCAAUGUCACCAAUACCAAUGGAAACUAAUUCAUCAUCACCACAAUCACCAGACAUCUAUAAAAUACGUCGUUUAGAUAUGACUGAUGAAGAACGUCGUAAAAAGAAACGACGUGAAAAGAAACGUAGAAAAGACAAGGAAUAAUGCAUUGUCGCUGCUUUUUGUUAUAUUAUUAUUAGUAACUUGGUUAAUAUUUUCAAAAUGCCAUUUUUCUUAUUUCUGUAUUAAGUAGCUUUUUUAAAAAAAUCUUCAAAUCAGUUUGAACUGGAACAUGUGACUUAAUAAUCUCGAACUACUGUGUCUUUAUGUUCACCUAUAGGUAUAACUAUCAGAUUUUCUAUAUAGUCGAUAAUGAUGCAGAGUAAAAUGUAACUAUAAUACUCCAUUAUUGUGCACAUUUCUUGUAAUAUAAUUUGAUCAUUCUGUAAGUAAUAACGUUUGUAUAUGAAGGGGUAUUUUGUUUAUUGUUAUGUUUAUUUGAAGGUGUAUAUGUAAGUUAGAAUAAAGUUAGGUUUAUCCAAACGAAGAAGUGUCAUUAUUUCACGAAGUCAUUAACUGUUGAAUUAAGCUGUGUUUGUAAAUAGAUUCAUACUACCUGGUUGAUGUUCAUGUAAUUGUUGUAAAGAAAAGUUGGAUGAUAUGGUAUGAUAUGAUUCAGAGUCCGUCUCUUUGAAACAGAUCUACUUAUUCUUUGUCUUAAAAUGCUUACAUAUUUUUUUAUUCCUCAAACUCAUUCUUUCUUCUUGAUUCAUAUAGUCUAUGCUUCAUGUUUUCUAUCAGCACCGAUGCUGUUUCUAUUUUUGUUACUCUGGUUGUGUUAAUAUUGUUUGACAACUGAAGCCGUUUUUUACGUUGGCAAAGUUUGCAACUAUUCUAGGAGAACUCAUUUGACUAAUAAAUAAUCAUUCUUAUC